CAAUAAAUAACAUGCAUGAAAAGACAAUUUUAGGGGGAAAUAUGAAAACGCUUUAAGUUCAAGCUGCAAGCACAAGUUUCUUAAUUGACUGAUAAAUGUAAAAUAACGGCUUGGGAAUUGUUCAUUUAUUUGUGGAAAGCUUAAGAUAAAGCAGCCGACACGCAGCCCAGACUUCACUGAACUUGUUCAUUAGAUCAAACUUCCCUAAACACAAAGCCACGCUCCUAAAUGAUUAAUACUUUCGGCUCCCCGCUGUGUCAGGACAAUAACAGCGUCGUGAUUGAGUUACAAUAUACAAUAGGAGACAAAAACUGUCGAGCUUUGUCGAAUUGUUCCUUGACAGGGUCAGAGGGGAUUGUGCGAUUGGCUGCUGCCUUCGGAGGCUGCAGGGCUGUCAGAGCUGCUGGAGCGCUGGGAGUGACACCAAGGUGACCAAGGAGCGGCUGUAUAAAAUGCUGGCGCAGUGCAAAACACUCCAGAGACGAAGGCAUCGGCCACAGUCCUCUGUGUGACCCUUCCCGCCCUGCCGUACACAACCACAGGCCAUUACAGUGAUGACUGCGAAAGCAGAGAUCUCGAGCUGGCCAGAGUAUCCGGAGGAUUUCAGCCUGCUGCAGCAGCGCAGCCUGGCACAUAUCAACUCCAAGUCUUGGAUUUCAUCAAAUUCCCUCCAUGCGUUCUCCAGGAGAGACGCGCCGGGAGCGGCGGACGCAGACCUCUCCGUGGAGAAACUUGUGCCAGUGGUUAAACUUCCUGACUGCGAGUCCGCUGCAGGAAUCGCAGAGAAAGACUCGGACAAGGGACCAGAGGGAGACCAGACGAGCCACUUUGGCCCACAGAAACACAGACGCGUCGCAGCCAACGCCAGGGAAAGGAGAAGGAUGCACGGCCUGAACAAAGCGUUUGACGAACUGCGCAGCGUCAUCCCGUCUCUGGAAAACGAGAGAAAGUUGUCCAAGUACGACACUCUCCAAAUGGCGCAGAUUUACAUCACUGAGCUGUCGGAGCUCCUGGCCGGCGUGGUUCACCCCGAGUGCAGCAGGAGUUCCUGUCCAGGCUCAGCUGACAAGACGGCCAGGAGGAGUCUGAUUCACUCUCUCCGACCAGCAGCCACUGCGCAGCCCCCGACCCCGCUGACCGGAGAACAGCGUGACCCCCGCCCCUCCGUCGGUCACCUCAUAAUACUUGGAUCUACAUCUGACAUGGGAUCAAACAAAUUAACGACUUCUUCCAGCAGCAGUGAUGGGGAAUCUUCGCACUGCAGUGACAUGGAGGAAAGCCAGAAUGGAAGACAGUGACUGGAAGCCACUGACCACUCACUCUUAAUGCAGCAGUGUCUGAUCUAGCAAGAACCAGGAGAACCAAAUAUUCCAGCUUGUAGAAAUGUUGACCAUGUGAGAUAGUUCCACACAAUUUUCCUGUCAUGGUUAAUAGCAUAGAUGUUGCACUGCCAAGAGACAAAAGCAGUUAAAACUCAACACCGACUGAGAUUUUUUAAUCUUUUACUUCUUGAGGCCAUGGUGAGCUGCCAGAGGCCUUUUUUUAAUGCACUUUAUGGUCUGAAGCAUCACUAAAGACAUUUCUAGUGUCAUUAGUGGCAUCUGCCUAAAUUAAACAAUUAUUUUGAUAUUUAUGUAUAGAUAUUUUAUGAGGAUUGUUUUUCUACAAUAAAUUUAUAC
Scatophagus argus is the source of this 1679-nucleotide messenger RNA. RefSeq names its product atonal bHLH transcription factor 1b (gene atoh1b). The coding region runs from base 555 to 1298 and encodes 247 amino acids. Lineage: Eukaryota; Metazoa; Chordata; Actinopteri; Scatophagidae. The transcript has a single exon. The record is from RefSeq and is a predicted model, not a curated record. Gene Ontology annotation, molecular function: protein dimerization activity.